AAUUUCCCGCGCAAAAUAAUUCUAAAAGUUGUCAUUCAUCCGUUUGAAAAGAAGAACAUAGCCAUUGGCCAGAAUGGGCACGUCACACUGUGACGUAAACGCAAUAACCAAUCAGAUGCUUCUACGGACAUUUCCCAAUACAGCUCAAGACAUAAAAACGCUGCGUUUGCGUAAACAGGCAUUAUUCUUCAACACCAAGAGUAAUUAGCUGUUCAGUAAUAAUGGCAAGAACCAAGCAGACCGCCCGUAAAUCUACUGGAGGCAAAGCGCCGAGGAAACAGCUUGCCACUAAAGCUGCCCGUAAGAGCGCUCCCGCCACCGGUGGAGUCAAGAAGCCUCACCGCUACAGGCCUGGCACCGUGGCUCUGCGAGAAAUCCGCCGCUAUCAAAAGUCCACUGAGCUGCUGAUCCGCAAACUGCCCUUCCAGCGUCUGGUCCGAGAAAUCGCUCAGGAUUUCAAGACAGAUCUGCGCUUCCAAAGCUCCGCUGUCAUGGCCCUGCAGGAGGCCAGCGAGGCUUAUCUGGUCGGUCUGUUCGAGGACACCAAUCUGUGCGCCAUCCACGCCAAGAGGGUCACCAUCAUGCCCAAAGACAUCCAGCUGGCCCGCCGCAUCCGUGGAGAGCGCGCUUAAGCUUAUUUCCGACACAUUAGAACCCAAAGGCUCUUUUAAGAGCCACCUCAGUCUAUCAUACGAAGGAGAUUUUCUUUUUACCAGUACUUAUACAUGUAGUUGAGUCAACAAGAAUUGUUUAAAAAUAUUUCGUAUGUUUACUGAACUUGGAAGUUUAUAAAGAUACAAUUAAGUCUCAUUUUAGUUACUUAAUUUUGUUAAUUCUUUGAAUGCAAUAAUGUGUAAUAUAUGUAGAUUUUUAACUUGAUGUAUUAAAAACAUCACAAAAAAACAUUUUUAAUUUCAUUUUGAUUUGCAUCGUGACGUACCCUGUAUCAUCUCUGCUAUUCUGCAGGAGAUAAGUGCCACUUCCUGACAAAAUCAUACACUUGGUCUAAAUUGAUCUUCCUUUUAUAAAAUAAGAUAAUAAUAUUAAAUAACAAUCUAAUUGAUGCAGUGCGAUAUUAACUAAGCAAGACAGUAACAGCAGUGACAUUUAUUGCAAAACUCAGGCAUUACUAAUAUGUAAUCAACGGACAAGCACGUGAUGACCUGAGGAAGAUUUUAAAUAUGUUUAUUUACUGUAUUUCUCAAAAUGACAAUUACACAGCGAUUAAAUGCUGGGCGGAAAAUCUAAACAUGAAGCUGAGGCGAGGCUUAUUGUGUGGCCGCCAGCAUAUGGACAUACCCACUGCGCAUGUGCACGCUAGGCUAACAGCACGGGCAAGUAAAGCUAGGCGUCAAACGGCACUCUCGGUCAACACAGGAGAGAGAAAAACCUUUAGUGUGUGUGUUUUGUGCAUAUAUUUGGCUAUACACACCCGCAGAGCACGUGUGGUGAAACGUUACACAAGCCACAUCGCAAGUUCAAUCUUUGUUUACUUUUUCUCGUCGAGAUGCUGCGUAGCAAACACGAUGAAACUCCACAGGUGGACGCAGACCGCGAGGAAGAGUACCAUUUUUCCUCUGAAGAAGAACAAGAAGACGACAUUGAGGACGAUGAAUAAGAGGAGGAAACAGCGGACUCAUCUGACAACUGUGACAAUGACAGUGAGCAGAUUCCUGGUGCAAAACGUGCCAAGACUGUGUCCUGGCGCACGGAAAAAAAUGCUGACAAGCUUCCGAAGACUCUGAGGUUUCAGCCUGCUCGUGAGCCAGGGCCGCAGCUGAGUCCUGCUCACCCUCUCAAUCCUUUGAGUCUCUUCAAGCUCUUCUUCUCAAAGAGCGUCGUGUCAAACCUUUGCAAGAACACAAAUGCUCAGGCGGCCAGAGCAAUGACAAAGCAGUGCAAAUACCCAUGGACGGACGUCAGCGUUGAAGAGCUCUACCACUACAUUGGACUCAUCUUCUACAUGGAUGUGGUGAGGAUGUACUCCGUUGCUGACUACUGGAGGCAGGACCCUUUCUUCUCAGUGCCUUUUCCUUCAACAGUCAUGUCAAUGGACAGAUAUCACGCCAUUUUAUGUAAUCUGCAUUUGAGUGACCCGAACGCAGAUGAGAAUGACGGGGACACUCUUUUCAAAGUCAAAUCUCUCAUGGACAGCAUCCGUCAGGCAUGCAGUGCCCACUAUCAACCUAGAAGAAAUGUUGUAGUGAGCGAAAGAUUUGUGCUGAGGAAGGUAAAGCCUGUCAUCAAAGCGAAGCUAGGCUUCAGGUUUUUCGUCCUUAUAGACUCGUCAAAUGGAUAUACGGCGGACGUUUCUGUGUACAAGACUAGCUUUCCUCCAAGACCUGGGUUUUCGUAUGGCACUGUGAUGUCUCUUCUGGACGCUAAAGCUUUGGGCUCUGGAUACCACGUGUACAUGGACGAUUUCUACACCACUCCAAAGCUCAUGAAGGACUUGUUUGCUUUGAAGUUUGGCGCGUGUGGGAUGUACAGGGACCAAAGGAAGGACUUCCCAAGAAACAAAUCCAAUCCACUGACUGAGAAGUCCACCAGGGGAUCCUACAGGUGGAUUCGGGACGGGCCUGUUGUGUUUGUGAAGUGGAUGGAUAGACCUGAGGUGUCGAUAUGUUCCACCAUCCAUCAGGCCUACACAGGAGAACACGUGGAAAGGAAAGUCAGACGCCAAGGCUCGAGGAAGACGAAGAGCAUCCCGUGUCCUGCGCCUGUCAGCGCAUACAGCCAACACAUCGUAGAGGUUGACCCUUUCGAUCAGCUGCUGCAGUAUUACAUCAUGCAUUACAAUUCUUUGAAAUGGUACAAAAAAGUCUUCCUGCAAUUCUUGGACAUCGCCGCCGCCAACGCUUUCAUACUGCACAAAGAGCAGGGCGGCAAAUUGACCCACAAGAAGUUUAUGGACCAGCUGAUUGAGGAGCUGUGCAGCGUAUCAGAGGAAGUCCCUGAACAAAGCAGUAUACAGGUGGAGCAUCUGCCGGUUUCUGGAGCUCUGCUGGAGUCACACACCGCCACUACUGGCCGCCAGGCUUGCAGUCAGUGUAAAAAACAAGACAUAAGGCAACUAACACCUUGGAAAUGCCAGGCGUGUCAUGUUUUUUUGUGUGUUGAGGUGGACAGGAACUGUUUCCUGGAUUGGCACAAAAACAUUGCCUGCUCAGGACUUUAAAUAAAACCGAAAUGACGGAUGUGAGACUUUGUUUUAUUCAGCAUUUGCAUAGUGAUGCACGUGAUACUGAGCCAAUCAGUGCAUUUCUUGGCACAAAUCAUACAUAAACUCUAUUUUUUACAUAUAUUCACAUUUGUAAAUAAAAAAUAGUUCAACAGUU
Messenger RNA from Danio rerio (zebrafish), 3338 nucleotides. The record is from RefSeq and is a predicted model, not a curated record. Lineage: Eukaryota; Metazoa; Chordata; Actinopteri; Cypriniformes; Danionidae.